Cricetulus griseus (Chinese hamster) is the source of this 1289-nucleotide messenger RNA. The record is from RefSeq and is a predicted model, not a curated record. NCBI's taxonomy places the organism in Eukaryota, Metazoa, Chordata, Mammalia, Rodentia, Cricetidae.
AUGAACUUUGGGGGACAUCGGAACCAGUCCCAUGACAGGCUAGCUGUCCCCAAGAAAGGCUCCAGAAGCUGCUGCCAGCAACUCACAGUGACGCUGGCAUCAGGGCCUGGUUCUGCUGGGCGUGAUUCAGCUUGGCUGCACCCUGGGACUGCGCCUGAUGGCUGGAAGAAUUCUGUUCGCCAUAACCUGUCUCUCAACAAGUGCUUUGAGAAGGUGGAAAAUAAGUCGGGGAGUUCCUCUCGAAAGGGCUGUCUGUGGGCCCUCAAUCCUUCCAAGAUCGACAAGAUGCAGGAGGAGCUGCAGAAGUGGAAGAGGAAGGACCCCGUCGCUGUGCGAAAAAGCAUGGCCAAACCAGAAGAGCUGGACAGCCUCAUUGGAGACAAAAGGGAGAAACUGGGCUCUCCACUGCUGGGAUGUCCACCCCCUGGGCUGGCAGGCCCAGGCUCCAUCCGGCCCCUGGCACCCUCAGCUGGUCUCUCCCAGCCUCUGCACCCAAUGCACCCAGCUCCAGGCCCCAUGCCUGGCAAGAAUCCCCUGCAGGACUUACUGGGUGGUCAUGCACCCUCCUGCUAUGGGCAGACCUACCAACACCUUUCUCCCAGCCUGGCCCCCUCUGGACACCCGCAGCCAUUGUUCCCACAACCAGAUGGGCAUCUUGAGCUGCAGGCCCAGCCAGGCACUCCCCAGGACUCACCUCUACCUGCCCACACACCACCCAGCCACAGUGCCAAGCUGCUGGCUGAGCCUUCCCCAGCCAGGACCGUGCAUGAUACUCUGCUGCCGGAUGGAGACCUUGGUACUGACCUGGACGCCAUCAACCCCUCUCUCACCGACUUUGACUUCCAGGGAAAUCUGUGGGAGCAGCUGAAGGAUGAUAGCUUGGCCCUGGACCCCCUGGUACUGGUGACCUCGUCCCCGACCUCAUCCUCCAUGUUGCCACCCCCACCUCCAGCGCAUUGCUUCCCCCCAGGGCCCUGCCUGUCAGAAACAGGCAAUGGGGCAGGUGAACUGGCGCCUCCAGGCGACGCGGGCUCCGGGGCCCUGGGAGACCUGCACCUCAGUACCCUGUACUCGGCCUUUGUGGAACUGGAACCCACGCCCUCCUCAGCUGCUGCGGGCCCUGCUGUGUACCUCAGUCCCGGCUCCAAGCCAAUGGCUCUGGCUUGAGCUGUGUCCAGCAUCAGCUCCAGCCUUUUCCUGAACUGAAGUCCCAGCUAGCUGCCCAUAUCGGACUCACCUUAAAGGUCAAGGAAGGAAAACACUACCUGUCUCCUACGUCACUCAGCCAA